Sander lucioperca (pikeperch) is the source of this 1843-nucleotide messenger RNA. RefSeq names its product crystallin, zeta (quinone reductase) (gene cryz). Lineage: Eukaryota; Metazoa; Chordata; Actinopteri; Perciformes; Percidae. The record is from RefSeq and is a predicted model, not a curated record. Gene Ontology annotation, molecular function: NADPH binding; mRNA 3'-UTR binding; quinone reductase (NADPH) activity. The coding region runs from base 63 to 1049 and encodes 328 amino acids. Gene Ontology annotation, cellular component: cytosol. The transcript has 10 exons.
UAAGGAGUGGGACGUCCGUCUUUGGUCUUUGACGUUUGUAAAGUCGUGUGAACAGAUCAGACAUGUCGGGCUGCAGGCUGAUGAGAGCCAUCAGAGUGAGUGAGUUUGGAGCUCCGUCAGUGCUCAGACUCUGCUCAGAUGUGACUGUCCCGCAGCCGGGACACAGACAGGUGUUGAUUCGUGUCCAUGCCUGUGGAGUGAACCCUGUGGAAACUUACAUCCGGGCUGGGACCUACGCCCGUAAGCCCCCCCUGCCAUACACACCGGGCACAGACGUUGCUGGAGUGGUGGAAACUGUUGGAGAGGGAGUCACUGCAGUAAAGGCAGGCGAUCGCGUGUUCACCACAGCCACAGAGUCUGGAGGUUAUGCAGAGUACACUGUAGCAGCCGAUGAGCGUGUCCACAAACUGCCCGAUGCUUUACACUUCAGCCAGGGGGCAGCCAUAGGGAUCCCUUACUUCACCGCCUACAGAGCUCUGGUUCACAAAGCUCACGCCAAAGCUGGAGAGACCGUUCUCAUCCAUGGAGCCAGUGGAGGGGUUGGUGUGGCAGCGUGCCAGUUGUCCCGUGCUCUGGGUCUCAAGGUGUUGGGGACAGCAGGGACACCGGAGGGAAUGAAGAUGGUUCUCAACAACGGAGCUCACCUGGCCUUUAAUCACAGAGAAGAGGGCUACACCGAUAAAAUCAUGGAAGCCACAGAGGGCAGAGGCAUAGAUGUGAUAGUAGAGAUGCUGUCAAACGUCAACCUCAGUAAAGACCUCCAGAUGUUGGCCUUCGGAGGACGUGUAACGAUCAUUGGCUGUAGAGGCUCCAUAGAGAUCAACCCCAGAGACACCAUGGCUAAAGAGAGCAGCAUCAUGGGAGUGGCUCUUUUCUUCGCUACACCGGAGGAGAACAAGGAGUGUGCAGCGCUGCUCUACGCAGGGAUGGAAGCUGGUUGGCUGCGUCCAGUCGUCGGUUCCCAGUAUCCGCUUGACAAAGCCGCCCAGGCCCACCAUGACAUCAUUGAGUGUCCCGGGGCUGCUGGGAAGACUGUCUUAACCAUGUGAUGAUGUAAUCAUAUCACAGGUCAAAGGUCACCAAGUAGGGUUUUGGCUGUUCAUAAAGGGGAGAGCAAACAAUGGUUUAUGUGGUUACAUUAAGCUUUGAAUGAUUACUGAUAAUUACCUUUGACGUUUGAAGGGGUUACUACUAAUGUGCUGAUUUAUCAUCACUGCCAAUCUGCAAAACAUGCAUAAAAAAUAUCCGUUAACAAGAUUGAUGAGAGCAGUUAAACUGACUAAAAAGUUGCGGGCCACAAAACCAAAACAAAUGGCUACAAAAGCGCUCUGUAGAGCUGAGAAGAGCUGUGCGUCAGCACUACAAGUGUCCCUAUUAACAUUACUAAUAGUCAUUUGCAGCUUUAAGUGAAUGUUUAAAAUAGAUGGAUGUGCAGGGUUUCCGACUGUACAUUGGGUCUUAUUUAAUCAUGAAGGUGCCAAAACAUUUUUCCAGCUGACUGACGGUGACAGACACCAGCACUUGAGUUGUGGAGUGAGAGUAUGGAAUUAAUUGAAUUGCCCACUACAAUGAUCUCAAGAACCAAAUCCCCAAAUGUGAUCUGUGCUCAAGAAUCCCCCACUGCAACUCAACUCGUCUAAGUCGUCUGUCUGGUGAUAUUAUUGAUUUCCUACUGACGGUGUACAAUGUUGCAAACAUCCAUUCUUUCUUAGACGGAAAAUCUUUUCUCUAUCUUUGAUUUUAAAGACACUUGAGAAGAUGGGAACUAUGCAUAGGUACUAUAUUAAACCAUUUGUAAAAUUGUGAAUGAAAAUAAAAUAAAAGACUAACAUGACACAACAAA